GAGGCAGUGAUGAAAGAGCGUCUUGCUUAAUUGUAUAAAUAGGCGUUUGACGAUAAGGUACGUAAGCCAUGAUACUCGGUCGCCAUGGUAACCAAUUGAUGUAAAUGCCUGGGGGUAUCUCACAAAAAAGCUCCAUAGACUGUACCUGGACUAGGUGUCAUCCAGGUGAACUAGGGCCGGCUACCGCGAAGUCACUUCAACCAUUCUGUGGAUCAGUGCGUGAGACAACAGUACGGAAUGACAUCAGGGACAGAUUCCGGAAAGCAAGUCCUCACCGACGGCGAUGACGUUAGGUCGAAGCCGGGUACAAAGAAGGUACUGUUGUUUGCUGCUGGGAUCCUUGCUGCUGCAUCCGUAGCUGCUGUAGUCGUGCUGACGGCGUCCAUACUGCACACGAAGAACGUCUGGGAGGAAGAUGCUUUCGUCGGUUACGACAUACUUGAUGCAUCCGACAAGGCUUCAGUCGGUAAACUCGACUUCCUGGCUUCUGAUGGACAUGCGCAUGAGGACCUGUAUAUCAAUGACGUCACACAAGAACAGACGAUAAAAGUGGCACACCCUCAUUACGACAUUUUCGUCCUCAAGAAAUACCAAGAGGGCCGGGAAAUGCUGCUCAUCACCUCCAAGCCCGAGGAGGGGCGUCCUCGACGCGUCAUUCAAUGUGAAGACUCCAACAUGACCGACACCGACUUCGUCCCGUCGUCGUCCUUAGUGGACGGGGUGCUGGUAAAGAGCCCGGAUGUGACGAUCGAAAAUUCUUUCGAGCGGACCUGCAAGCCAAUUAAACUUGUUUACAAGUCAUGUGACCUGAUACCACAGGAACUUUAUCAGCAAGAAGAAUCUACCUCACCUGCUCUUGAUGCUCUCCUGAGAGAGAGGCGGGAGGCUAGUAGCUAUGGCAACUGGGGUGGACGAUGGAAGGGAAGCCUCUUCAGCCCUUGUUGCUGGGGAUGUAAUCACUAUGAACGAUGCACAGCCCUGAACUGCACCCCUCCCCUGGACGAGCUCGACCGGAUAUGCAUGGACUACACCUUCUGCACAAAGUGCUGGCACGACACCCCCACACGUGACCUCCCUCACUGCGACUGCCUCAAGGACCUCAUCACUGACCUCACCCACAUCCGGUGUCCACCCAACAACUACAGAGAAUGCCGCCUGUACCGCAGUGACCUCAAGGGCAUCAUGACUGGUCAUCGGUGCUGGGGUCGACUGGUCACUAAGAUGUACGAGGCCUAUCACUGUGGCUACAAGCAGGUGGGCUGCAGUCGCGGUCAGUGCCAGACCAAACCAGAAUACUGUGUCCGGGGAAAGACCAUGGUCCGAAACAAUUUCAAGUGUGAGAGUUUUAUGACCUGUGAGGAAUCAACAAGGAAACUUGGUGGAGCUGCUAAUUUCCGAUCUUAUUAAAUAUAUUUCAAUUA
Molecule: messenger RNA, 1421 nt
Organism: Haliotis rufescens (red abalone)
Lineage: Eukaryota; Metazoa; Mollusca; Gastropoda; Lepetellida; Haliotidae
Exons: 6
Coding region: 238-1407 (389 amino acids)
Source: RefSeq, a predicted model, not a curated record